Messenger RNA from Penicillium odoratum, 1659 nucleotides. Its product is annotated as MFS transporter. Gene Ontology annotation, biological process: xenobiotic detoxification by transmembrane export across the plasma membrane. The transcript is spliced from 8 exons. The record is from RefSeq and is a predicted model, not a curated record. Gene Ontology annotation, molecular function: fluconazole transmembrane transporter activity. Bases 1 to 1659 code for a protein of 552 amino acids. NCBI's taxonomy places the organism in Eukaryota, Fungi, Ascomycota, Eurotiomycetes, Eurotiales, Aspergillaceae.
AUGGAUAUAGUGCGCGACUCGCCCAUUGGCCAAAUUUUGCGGUGGAUCACAGGUAAUCGUGUCUUGCUCUAUCCGGAAGAACUUCCUGGAUUCAAUUUUCCUAUAAGUGAAGAAAAGACAAAACGACCUGUGGAGCAGAAGCAAAUCCUCGAGAAUGAUAGCACAACGACACGAAGGAACUCCUCAUCUGGAGACUCCUGCAAUCCACUACCGCAAACAGUUCAUGAUAUAUCUCACGGUCGGAGUACAGAAGAAACGCAUGUAGUUGAGUGGGAUGGACCAGAAGACCCAACGAAUCCAAGAAACUGGUCACCAUUGAGAAAGAAGAUCACUGCUGCCCAAAUAUGUUUGUAUACUUUUGUGGUGUACUGUGGGUCGGCGAUCUACGUGCCAACCGAGAGUCAAAUCAUGGAACAUUUCCACGUUAGUCAAACCGAGGCUUCGUUGGGAUUGGCGUUAUACGUUUUGGGAUAUGGCCUGGGACCACUGCUAUUUUCGCCCAUGAGUGAAGUCCCAGCCUACGGUCGGAAUGUUCCAUAUCUCAUAUCCUUUUUCAUUUUCGUUAUUCUUUGCAUUCCGACAGCUUUGGUUGAUAACUACCCAGGCCUGAUGAUCCUUCGCUUUCUUCAAGGCUUCUUCGGGAGUCCCUGUCUGGCAAGUGGUGGCGCCUCAAUGGGGGAUAUGUACAACGAAAUUUACGUUCCCUUGCUGUUGACCAGCUGGGUUGCAGCAGCAUACUGUGGUCCAGCUCUUGGUCCAGUUUUGUCAGCCUUUGCCAUCGUCAAAGAAGGAUGGAGAUGGGCAAUGUGGGAGAUCCUAUGGAUGAGUGGCCCCGUCUUUUGUAUCAUGCUCGUCUUCCUUCCUGAGACCUCCCCCGACACCAUUCUCCUACAUCGUGCGCAGCGACUGCGCAGAAUCACCGGCAACUCCAAUAUCUUCUCGCAAUCUGAAAUCGCAAGGGAUCAUCUAACAUUCGGUCAAGAGGUUCUAAUUUCUUUAGCCAAGCCUAUCGAGAUAAUGAUGAAAGACCCAGCCAUACUCUUCACCAACGUCUACACCUCCCUGGUAUACGGAAUCUAUUAUUCAUUCUUCGAAGCUUUUCCCUUGGUAUAUCCGAUCAUAUACGGAUUUAACCUUGGGAAGACUGCGCUUGUGUUCAUCGCCAUCGUCAUUGCAUGUGGAAUUGGAGUGACUAUCUAUAUCACUUACCUCUAUACUUACAUGAUGCCCGAUUUGAUCCAAAAUGGCCACCGCGCACCGGAACACCGCUUAGUUCCUGCAAUAUUUGCUUCUUUAACUGUGCCUGCGGGACUGUUCAUCUUUGCCUGGACUUCCAGGGACGACAUUAAUUGGAGUGUGAGUGCAGUUGGCAUUAUGAUAUAUGGAUCAUCGGUAUUCAUCAUCUUGCAAUGCAUUUUCGUCUACGUUCCCCUAGUCUAUCCAAAGUAUGCGGCUUCCUUGUUCGCCGGAAAUGAUUUUUCACGGUCUGCAUUUGCAUUUGCCUUUAUCCUAUUUGCGCGACCCAUGUUUCAGAACCUUGGUGUUGAUAAAGGUGUGACCGUGCUGGCUGGUUUGAGCAUUUUAGGAAUUAUCGGUAUGUUCUUUCUAUACUUUUAUGGUGCCAAGCUACGGGCUCGGUCGCAUUUUGCGGUGGCCUAA